CUUUCACAAGUAGACAUAUCUUUAUGAAAAAAGAAAAUUCUAAUUAUAUCAGUGAGGUUGAUGUGGACCCACAGAUGGCCAAAGCACCUUUUAAUGUGGGGGGAUUUUUUUGGGCUUAGACUCGUCCAACCUACACCCAGUAAAUUGCUCAAAAAGACUUGAUUGGGGCCGGUCCCAAGCCCGGUUAAAGGAGGAGGGGCUGCAUUAACAAGAGAGAAGCUGUUGUUGGUUCUACUACACGAGUUAUUUGGUUGAUUAUGUAUUUUGCUUUAAUACUUGUUUGUGUUGGUGAUUCCAUUUAUAUAUUUAAGUUGAUUAGUUGAAAUGGAGUUGGUUGAAUUUAUUUUGCAGGAUCAGGUUUGGAUAUAUGGAUUAGGAUGAAGCCUAGUGUCAUAUUCUGCACUGCAGUCGUAAUAGCCAUACUGAUUGUCAUUCUCUUGGCAUUGUUUUCACCAGUACCCCUUGAAAGCUCAUCCAAAAACCACUCAAGGCCUUGGCUGGCCCUGUCCCUCUACAUUCAACAAUCCCAUUCUGCAAGCUCCAAUGUGCAGCAUCCAGCGGUACAACCGGACUCCGCUGGCGCGUUCAUUUUUCAUAGAACACUUACUGAAGGACCUGCAAACACUUCCCGGGUUGUUGGAAGAGCACAAGGGUUUAUAAUUCCUACGGAAGGUUUUGCGCAUUCAGCGUUCAAUGUGAUAUAUCUGUCAUUCGAGAGUCCCCAGUACUCCGGUAGUCUGAGCGUUCAGGCCAACCAUUUGUCAGAUAAGGAGAAAAAACAAGAGCUGGUUGUGGUUGGAGGCACUGGCUCGUUCGCGUUUGCUCGCGGACUUGCCGUGCUAGUGCUGGCACAAACUCAUGACCAACAAUUACAUGAUCAUGCCGCUGGAACUUACCAUGUGAAGCUUGAGCUUAGAUUUCCAAAGGGAGCUCGAACUAUCCCAGGAUGAGAAUGGUCCUCUCUAUUUUUGUUUCUUGCAGUCAUUGCUAAUUAGUUAUAUAAGUUGGUGUGGUUCUUUUGAAUUGUUGGUGGCUAAGAAGUACUGGAUGAGACUGAAUCCAGUCCAUUAUAUACAUAUGACAGUAUAAAUUAAGAUUAUUAAACGUGAUCAAUGGUUUUCCUUGACGGUAAUUCGCUUUGCGACUAAGA
This is a messenger RNA of Tripterygium wilfordii, 1150 nucleotides long. RefSeq names its product dirigent protein 19. The record is from RefSeq and is a predicted model, not a curated record. The transcript is spliced from 4 exons. Bases 378 to 950 code for a protein of 190 amino acids. Lineage: Eukaryota; Viridiplantae; Streptophyta; Magnoliopsida; Celastrales; Celastraceae.